Messenger RNA from Lodderomyces pseudojiufengensis, 1008 nucleotides. NCBI's taxonomy places the organism in Eukaryota, Fungi, Ascomycota, Pichiomycetes, Serinales, Debaryomycetaceae. The record is from the annotation of a RefSeq genome assembly.
UAUACAAAUAAUAGUAGCCCAAAAUUACUUAAUUAUUAUUCUUAUAUAAAUAAUAAAGUAGGUACUAAUACUCUCUCCAAAGGUGGUUAUAACCUUAUGGGGAGACCUUAUAUUAGUAAGAGAUAUUUAAAUACUAAAUCUUUACCUGUUAAAGAUAUAACUAAUGAAUUAGAUAUAUUUAAUGAUAUAGGUAUUGAUCCAGUAAUAUGAUGAGGUGAUUUAAAUAAUAAAGAUAAACAUUCUAUUAUUAGAAAUGAAUUAAAUAAUAAAGCAGGUAUAUAUAUUAUUAUUAAUAAAAUUACUCGUAAUUGUUAUAUAGGUUCAGGUUCAACUAAUAAAUUAUAUAAUAGAUUUGUUAAACAUUUACUUAAUUAUAAAGGAUCUAAAUUAAUUAAAAGAUCAGUAUUAAAAUAUGGUUUAAAUAAUUUUAUAUUUGCUAUAUUAGAAUAUUAUCCUUUAGAGAUUAAUAAAUAUAAUAAUAAAGAAUUAAUAACAUUAGAAAAAUUAUAUAUUUCUUUAUUAAUGCCAGAGUAUAAUAUAUUAACUGAAGCUGGUAAUAGUUUUGGUUAUAAACAUACUAAGGAAAAUAUUGAAAGAUUUAAUCUACCCUUUAAUAAUGAACGUAAAGAAAUGUUAAAACAAUUACAAUUAAAUAAUAAAUGUCAUAAGACAAAUGAGCAAUUAUUAAAAUUAAAUAAUAUAACUUUAAAUAGAUCUUCUUAUAUUACUUUAUCUCUUAAUAAUAAAAUAUUAUGUACUAUAAAAGGUAUUAAUAGAGUAGCUAAUUUAUUAUGUUGUAGUUAUAAGACUAUAGAACAUAGUCUUAAAAUAGGUUGAAUAUAUAUACCUGAUUCUUUUAUACCUUAUUUAAAUAAUGAUUUUAUUAAUAAUAAUAAUGAUAUUAUAACUCAUCUUCCUCUUAAAGGAAAUAUUAAAACUAAAUAUAAAUCAACUAAUAUAAAUAUACCUAAUCAUACAAUGAUAUAUAUAAAGAAUAUAAUUAAAUAA